AGUGGUGCAGCUGACCCAGCUUGGAUCAAGCUGCCAGUGAAUACUCGGUGCUCUGCGUUAAGCAGACCUGUCCAUGCCAUCUUCCCAUCUGUUACCUUCAAGCCACCUUUGAACAUCGGCUGGACUGGGCUCAGACUGGAAGCAUUCAUGACAGCUAUGGACGACGUGGCCGUCAAGGCAGAAGAGGAGGCACUCAACAGAACCUAUGCCUUGCUUGAGGCGAAUCCCGACCGCCAGAAGGAGGUGAAGAUCCGGCUCACGAACCCGGACUUCAAGGUCCGCCGUGAUGCGCUGCUGCUUCUACAGCGGCUCGGUGCCAAAGCGGCGCUGCACACAGACGUCAAGACGUCCCUGCAGAAUGUCAUGCCGCACCAUCCGGACUGCACCGUGCAACUGAUGGUGGCCUGCAUCCUCAUGGCGAUUCCACUUCCAGAGGAAUGCCAGGGGGAAACGCAUGAGAACUGCAACGACUGCAAGCGGCAUAAAGACUGCCGCGCAGUCUUGGAGAAUCGAUCCGUGAUGCUAAGCGCAGUGGCGAAAUACGGUGGUGUGCUGGAAUUUCUACUGGAUGAAUUCAAGCAGGACCGCGAGAUUGUGCUUGCGGCAGUCAUGCAGGAUGGCGAUGUCCUCCAGUAUGCGCAUCCGCAGUGUCGAGACACGGAGACGAUCUUGGUGGCUGUGUCGCAGUCGGGCUCGGCUGUGCGCUUCGCACCGGACCAGCUGGUGCAGGAGCACGAGGGCCUGAAGGCCUUGUUGGCCAACGAAGGCACCAGCCUAUGCGGCAAGUAUUUGGUGAAGGAGGAGCUUGGCAAGGGAGUGUACGGCAGCGUCACGAAAGCUGUGAACCUAGAGACUAAGCAGGAGGUGGCAAUCAAGAAGCUUCACUAUGAUCCGGACAUGUGGGCGGACGGCAUACCAGCUACCGCCAUCCGGGAGGUGUCUUUGCUGAGGAAUUUCAAGCAUCCAAACGUGGUGCAGUUGCUGGACGUCAUCAAUAUGGGCCAUAUGGAUAUGCGGCUGGUCUUCGAGUUUCUACCUAGCGAUUUGUACCAGCUCCAAAAGCGGAUGAAAGCCGAGGGGGAGAUUUUGCCCAUGGACACGGUGCGGCGGUACGCACGUGACUUGAUGAGCGGGCUCUUCGCUUGCCACUCUCGGCAGGUGAUUCAUCGGGACCUCAAGCCCCAGAACAUCUUGGUGGUCCCGGACGGCACUUUGAAGAUCGCGGACUUCGGCCUGGCGCGGCUGCUGGCCUCGCCCCAGAGGCAGUACACCCUGGAGGUCGUGACGCUCUGGUACAGAUGCCCAGAGCUGCUGCUGGGUGCGGCGAACUACGGCUACGAGGUGGACUGCUGGUCCGCGGGCUGCGUGGUGGCGGAGAUGGUCACGAGCUCCGCGCUCUUCCCCGGGGACUCGGAGAUCGGGACGCUCUUCAAGAUUUUUCAGGUGCUGGGCACGCCCCCGGCCACGGCGUGGCCGCACCUCCCAUACCUCCGAGAAAAGUUUCCGCAGUGGCCAGGCACAGGCCUCGAUGUGCUGCCCAGGGCCUCCAAGGAGCGACAAGAGGAGCUGGACGCCGCGCAGGGCGGCGUGCUGCUUCGAAAGCUGCUCCAAUUCAAUCCGCUGGAUCGAAUUACAUCUCGCCGGGCGCUGCAGCAUGCGUUCUGCGCCCCGAAUUGAUGCUUCGGGGUUGCGAAGGCAGAGGCCAGUUUCCAUGGCAUCCC
Effrenium voratum is the source of this 1721-nucleotide messenger RNA. NCBI's taxonomy places the organism in Eukaryota, Dinophyceae, Suessiales, Symbiodiniaceae. The record is from the annotation of a GenBank genome assembly.